Molecule: messenger RNA, 1514 nt
Organism: Sceloporus undulatus (fence lizard)
Lineage: Eukaryota; Metazoa; Chordata; Lepidosauria; Squamata; Phrynosomatidae
Gene: GLRA1
Product: glycine receptor alpha 1
Exons: 9
Coding region: 65-1417 (450 amino acids)
Biological process (GO): chloride transmembrane transport; regulation of membrane potential; signal transduction
Cellular component (GO): synapse; postsynaptic membrane; plasma membrane
Molecular function (GO): transmitter-gated monoatomic ion channel activity; transmembrane signaling receptor activity; extracellularly glycine-gated chloride channel activity
Source: RefSeq, a predicted model, not a curated record
ACUCGUGUGGACUACAACAACAGCAGCAGCAGCAGCAGAAAGAAAACCCCUCUGCUCUGAGAAAAUGUGUCACCUCAAUGCACUGGGAGUCUACCUUUGGGAGACCAUAGUAUUCUUCAGCCUCGCCGCUUCCAAAGAAACUGGAGCAGCAGCUCGGUCAGCUCCUAAGCCAAUGUCCCCUUCAGAUUUCCUGGAUAAACUGAUGGGAAGGACAUCAGGAUACGAUGCCAGAAUCAGGCCCAAUUUUAAAGGCCCUCCAGUGAAUGUCAGCUGCAAUAUUUUUAUCAACAGCUUUGGAUCUAUUGCAGAAACUACAAUGGAUUACAGAGUGAAUAUUUUCUUGCGGCAGACAUGGAAUGACCCUCGACUGGCAUACCAUGAGUAUCCAGAUGAUGCCCUGGAUCUGGACCCAUCUAUGUUAGACUCCAUCUGGAAACCAGAUUUGUUCUUUGCCAAUGAGAAAGGAGCUCACUUUCAUGAAAUCACAACAGAUAACAAACUCCUACGCAUCUCCAAAAAUGGCAACGUCCUGUACAGCAUCAGGAUUACUUUGACACUGGCUUGCCCUAUGGACCUGAAGAACUUCCCCAUGGAUGUCCAGACUUGCAUCAUGCAGUUGGAAAGCUUUGGCUACACAAUGAAUGAUCUGAUAUUUAGAUGGCAGAAAGCUAAUGCUGUGCAGAUUGCUGAGGGGUUAACCUUGCCUCAGUUCAUCCUAAAAGAAGAGAAAGAUUUGCGUGACUGCACUAAAGAGUACAAUACAGGCAUGUUCACCUGCAUAGAAGCCCGUUUCCAUCUGGAGAGGCAGAUGGGCUACUACCUGAUCCAGAUGUACAUCCCCAGCUUGCUGAUUGUAAUUCUCUCCUGGAUCUCCUUCUGGAUCAACAUGGAUGCUGCACCUGCCCGGGUUGGCCUGGGCAUCACUACUGUGCUCACCAUGACCACUCAAAGCUCUGGUUCUCGAGCAUCUUUGCCCAAGGUGUCCUAUGUUAAGGCCAUUGACAUCUGGAUGGCUGUGUGCUUGCUGUUUGUGUUCUCAGCACUUCUGGAGUACGCUGCUGUCAACUUUGUGUCCCGGCAGCACAAAGAGCUCCUCAGGUUCAGAAGAAGGAGGCGGCACCACAAGGAGGAUGACACUGGAGAAGGCCGAUUCAACUUCUCUGCCUAUGGAAUGGGACCUGCCUGUCUGCAAGCCAAGGAUGGCAUCUCAGUCAAAGGAGCCAACAACAACAACACAGCAAAUCCAGCACCACCCGCUUCCAAGUCUCCUGAUGAAAUGCGCAAGCUUUUCAUCCAACGAGCCAAAAAGAUUGAUAAGUUCUCACGGAUCGGUUUCCCUAUGGCUUUCCUCAUCUUCAACAUUUUCUACUGGAUCAUCUACAAGAUUGUCCGAAGAGAAGAUGUACACAAGCCUUGAGUUGAGAUGGGGAGAGUUCCUAUGCCAAAAUCAAGGAGGAUGGAUGGUUGCAAAGGCAAGACAGUUGGUUACUCUAUACUCACCAUGUGCAAUAGCA